This is a messenger RNA of Hylaeus volcanicus, 2259 nucleotides long. Its product is annotated as sodium-coupled neutral amino acid transporter 9 homolog. Gene Ontology annotation, biological process: amino acid transmembrane transport. The transcript has 11 exons. Bases 406 to 2157 code for a protein of 583 amino acids. Lineage: Eukaryota; Metazoa; Arthropoda; Insecta; Hymenoptera; Colletidae. Gene Ontology annotation, molecular function: amino acid transmembrane transporter activity. The record is from RefSeq and is a predicted model, not a curated record.
UGAAGAAAAAUGAGGAGGAGGGAGCUUGUUAUGUCAAGGAUGUCCGAUAUAAGUACGCGGGUUUACAAAACAGACACUUAGUUGUUUAAAACAACGGGUUUCCUGAAGUUUCAGUCACGAAGCGUGCGCAUCAAGAAAGGUGUUGUUUUCAAAGCGAUUUUUUAUUGUUGAUUCAAUAAUCGUAGUGUAAUUUGAAAGUGAAUAAAUUUCCAUACUACAAAAAACAAACUAAACUCGGAACCGUCGUUUUAAUAUAUCAUUCGUGAGUGUUUAAAAUUGAGUCUGCAGUUUACUUUAAACGUUAAUCCAAAACAUGUUUUAAACUUUUUGUGAAUCACACUCAGAUGCGCUACUAAUUGUUACAGUAGUUCUGUCUUUGUGGCGCAACAAAAUAUUAAGCGCAACAUGCAUAAGACACCAAACGAUUGGAAUAUUGACAUUCAUGACAGUGGAUCUGAAAGUACACCAUUACUUUCUUCAGAGUCCCAAGCGAGCACAGACUCUGUUAUAUUUCAAGACUCUGAAACAAGCGACUUGGAGUGUACUCCUACUAAUACCUAUUUCAAUUAUGGUAGCGUAGAAACUUGUAGCAUUAAGUCUACUGGUACUGUAAUACCAAAGAGACCGCCACCCCUUGCUCAAGAUCACGCAUUAGUUAUACCACUAUCAUUAAAUACGUCUUGUCCAUUAAAUGUAACACAAGACAGAUGUUAUGAAAUUCAUAAUACUGAUAUGAUAUUUAAUAACGAAAAAUAUGAAUCAAACAGUAAACAAUCUAUAUUGAAUGAUUUUACAAGUAAAUUUUUAUCUCAAUCUUGUUUGCUGGAACAAGAAGCUGUGUGCAAUGAUAUCAAACCAAAACAAAGCUCUUUAGUCACUGUGUUUUCGAUAUGGAACACUAUAUUAGGAUCAUCUAUGCUAACAAUACCUUGGGGUAUUCAAAUGGCUGGUUUUAUACCUGGUAUUAUUCUCAUACUUCUAAUGAGCGGUUUUUGUUUAUAUACAGCUUACUGUCUUCUUCUUGUACAUAAAUAUCAUGGUGGACACAAAGGUAUAGAAGUGAUGCAGCUAAGUCGAAUAUAUUUAAAUAAAUCGGCGGAAUAUGUUGCUAAAAUUUUUAGUAUUACUGUUUUAUUGGGUGCAACCAUUGCUUACUGGGUACUGAUGACUAACUUUUUAUACAAUUCUGUAAAUUUUAUAUAUGAUAGUAUAAUUGCAACACCAGAACAUUUUGCAGCAGACAAUGCUUCUCAUCCCUCAGAAGUAUUGUGCCCAAAGAACACUAUUUAUAAUAAUACCAGUAUAAUCCAUGAGAAUACAUACAAUACUUUAGGACCAAUUUGGGAUCUAUAUAAAACAGUUCCCAUUUUUCUUGGUUUAUUGAUAUUUCCAUUUUUAAAUUUUAGUAGUCCCACGUUCUUCACGAAAUUUAAUUCCCUUGGAACUGCAUCAAUCAUAUAUUUGAUUAUCUUUGUCUUGGUGAAAUCAGCAUCAUGGGGCAUUAACAUGGAUGACACAGAGUGGGAAAUUAAUUGGUCAUUGAAAUCCUCGUUUCCUGCUCUUUCUGGAAUGUUGGCAAUGUCAUUUUUUAUUCAUAACAUCAUAAUUACUGUAAUGCAAAGUAAUCAUGAUCAAAGUAAGAAUGGAAGAGACCUUUCUAUAGCAUAUCUUCUUGUUACGCUGACUUAUAUUAUAGUUGGUGUAGUAUUUUAUAUAUGUUUUCCCCUCAGCAAAUCAUGCAUCGAAGACAAUGUAUUGAAUAAUUUUCAAAAAUGGAGCGGCUUAACAGUCGGUGCUCGUAUCGUUCUACUUUUUCAAUUACUGACAGUUUUUCCAUUGCUUGCGUAUAUGUUACGCGUUCAAAUGCUUUCGUCGAUAUGCAAAACAUCCAACAGAUGCUGUGUCAUUUUAGUUAAUAUCAUUUUAGUAUGUGUGUGUAUUAUGUUUGCAGUUUUUGUACCAUACAUUGGUACAAUAGUACGAUAUACUGGUGCACUGAGUGGAUUUAUUUAUAUCUUUACAUUACCAAGUUUAUUGUAUUUAGCAAUUUUGAAAGAACAAAAAAAAUUGACUAUAUUCUCGAUGCUUCUGCAUACAAGUAUACCGAUACUGGGUUUUUUAAAUCUGAUGGCUCAAUUUUUCAUUACAGAAAAAUGAAUGUACUUAAUUUUUAUUUUUAAAAGUACUUAAAAAAUGCAGUUUUUUUCCUGGCAGUAUAUUUAAAAUGUAUGCAAUGUGUUUGAAUGUUGAUUGUAAAAU